Molecule: messenger RNA, 4822 nt
Organism: Neolamprologus brichardi
Lineage: Eukaryota; Metazoa; Chordata; Actinopteri; Cichliformes; Cichlidae
Source: RefSeq, a predicted model, not a curated record
CAAAUCGAAAAGAACAUUUUGCAUGAGAGAUAAAAAUCGAUCUCCUUUUGCACACAAGCUAUGGUUUUUUUAAAAAAUGCCUAUCUGGAGCGUCGCUGCUGCAGUUUCUGUGAUAGGUUUGUUUAUGUUUACGAUGCAGUGCUGUGUUUUUAAAGUAGGGACCACCAUAAGAACAGUGAACGGACCAUGUGAUUCUGUUGCCAUGGCAUUCGGGUUGCCAUGCAGAUGGUGGUACACCGAUGGCAGACUGAAAACUGUCGUCUGCUUGAUACAGCAAAACAUCACGAUUAUGGACUGAACUAUUUGCACAUCCCCAUUUUCUGUUUUUAAAAUAUGUUUAGUUCUGUGUCUGAGUUUGUGUCUGUGUCCCAUCAUCCAUGCGAUAAACGCUCUGGUGCUUUGAAGUCUCACGUUGCGCAGUAUGCUUUGCAUCUGUUCUGCAUUACUGUGCAGGGGGAGCAUUUUAAGUAGAGAAGGGAGACAGCAGUGGGAGGGGGGUUUCACAGAACACAGGAGUGAGAGAGAAAUAGCUAGAAAUAGGGAGGAAGAUGUGGGGGAUCCUCCAAGCUCUCAUUUUCUGCAGUGCUGUGCAUGAGCAUCAGUUUUUAGCGAGGGUGGGAGGCAAAGAGAGAGACAGAGAGAGUGAGAGAGAGGCUCCAGCAAUUUGUGCCACAGGGAACUCUACAGCUAUAGCGCACCCCCAUCUACUCCUCCUCCUCUCUGCCUUUUUCAGUCCCUCUCUUUCUUUCCUCCUUCUGCCGUGAAGACUGCCUUUUUUUCCUGACUUGCCAAAUCUGGGCUUGGAAAGGCUGGAUUUUCUCCUGUAUGAUUUUUGGAUGGUGGCAGAAGGAGAUGGAGGUUUGAAGAAAGGGACAGAGGCAGCGACAGCCAGAGGAAAGGAAAUAUUGAUCACAUCCAGGGGGAUUCCAUCACUCACGACAGUGGCUCGCGAUCCUUGAUAACAAUGGAGGAAGCUAGGAGGAGGCGCGUUUGGCUGGGAAUGUAGGGCUCCGCCACAGCCCCUCUCCAGAGACUUCGGCUGGGGCGUUUUUACCGUAGUCAGCCGUUGCAAGGCGGUGAUUUGGUGACGCCUUGAGCUUCAGGCUGUAGGGCUGAGCUAAGCCUUGGGGGUCCACUCAGAGAGGAGCACUUACUGCUUCUGCUGGGGGGCUCAGCACUGCUCAGCACCAUGCCUGAGGCCAACUACCUAUUCUCUGUGUCCUGGGGAUACAUUAAGUUCAAGAGGAUGCUGAACCGGGAGCUAAGCCACCUGUCUGAGAUGAGCCGAUCAGGCAACCAAGUGUCAGAGUACAUCUCCAGCACCUUCCUAGACAAGCAGAAUGAGUUGGAGCUUCCGUGUCCAGUUCCAAAGGCGAGGGAAAGGAAGAGGAGGCAGGGCCAGCAGCAGCAGCAACAGCAGCAGCAACACGGUGGGAUGAUGACACAGAUCAGUGGGGUGAGAAAAGUCAGCCAUACAUCAAGUAUCUCGGGAGGUGCUGGAAAUCGCUUUGGGGUCAAGACGGACCAGGAGGAAUUGUUGUCAAAGGACCUGGAACACAUCAACAGAUGGGGCCUGAAUAUUUUCAAAGUGGCUGAGCAUUCUCACAAUCGACCUCUCACAUGCGUCAUGUACACCAUCUUCCAGGAGCGAGACCUGAUGAGGACGUUCAAGAUUCCAACGGACACCUUUGUGACGUUCAUGCUGACCCUAGAGAGCCACUAUCACUCCGACGUGGCGUACCACAACAACCUCCACGCUGCCGACGUAGCCCAGUCCACACACAUCCUCCUGUCCACCCCUGCAUUAGAUGCGGUCUUCACUGACCUGGAGAUCUUGGCAGCCAUUUUUGCAGCAGCCAUUCACGACGUGGACCACCCAGGAGUCUCCAACCAAUUCCUAAUCAAUACAAACUCUGAGCUGGCUCUGAUGUACAACGAUGAGUCAGUGCUGGAAAAUCACCACCUGGCCGUGGGCUUCAAACUGCUGCAGGAAGAAAAUUGCGACAUCUUCCAAAACCUCUCCAAGAAGCAGAGGCAGACGCUCCGGAGGAUGGUCAUAGAAAUGGUUUUGGCAACCGACAUGUCUAAACACAUGAGUCUGCUGGCGGAUUUGAAAACGAUGGUGGAAACCAAGAAGGUCACCAGCUCUGGUGUCCUGAUGCUAGACAACUACACAGACAGGAUGCAGGUUCUCCGUAACAUGGUUCAUUGUGCAGACCUGAGCAACCCCACCAAACCUCUGGAUCUGUACCGGCAGUGGACUGACAGAAUCAUGGAUGAGUUCUUCCACCAGGGAGACAGAGAGAGGGAGAGGGGGAUGGAAAUCAGCCCAAUGUGUGACAAACACACAGCUUCAGUAGAGAGGACUCAGGUUAGCUUCAUUGAUUACAUAGUGCAUCCUCUGUGGGAGACGUGGGCUGACCUGGUCCAUCCCGAUGCCCAAGACAUCCUGGAUACACUAGAGGACAACAGGAACUGGUACCAAAGCAUGAUCCCCCAGAGCCCCUCACCUCCUUUCUACACCAGUGAUGGAGAAGGAGGACCUCACGGGGAGGUGGAAGGGCGGCCUGUAGAGAGUAAAUUCAAGUUCGAUCUAACGCUGGAUGACCAGGAAGGACAAGGUGAAGACAGUGGAAUGAUGGACACGGCUGACAGUUGUGACAAUGUGACAUUACAGCAUCUUCCCUGUGAUCAGGAAGGGGCAGAAAUGACAACACAUGACGGCUCCCCGGAGGAAACAUAGCUUAACCGGUGGUGUUCUUGGAGCGUAGCACGUUUUUGGUGAAUUCAUUUUAUUGCAGUGGAGCAAUCCUGCAAUUUGGCUCUGGCGGGAGCUGCUUGGCAAAGAGGGCCUGACUGAAUGUGGGGCACCCCUGCGAAUGAGGCUUGGAAACCCUGCGGUAGUUUGUCUUUGAGACCCCCUGGAAGGGAGCUGGAAGAGUGUAGGCUCUGUUCUUUACAGAAGGGACUACUGUUGGACUGCAGAGCCUAACCUGGGUUCUUUCAGGCAGAGAAUGUGAAGUGGACGUAUGAAUCCGUGGACUGGGACAAGUCUAAAUUUCAAACUUGCACUUCAGGACAUUUUUUUUAAAUGUUCAUUUAGAUUCUUUGUAUCGUGUCGAGAUUGGAUACGACCCUAUAUUGUCCAACCACAGCUACUGGUCAGCAAGUUAUUUCUAACCCAGUAGUGUUUUUUUAACACUUGUCUAAAAAGAGUAGCGUGCCUUUUUUUACAAGUGUGUGUUUUUGUAAGUUGUUUUUUUUUAAAUAAUUUAUUGAACACAUUCAUGUAGCUGUGUGUCAGAUUUUCUACAAAACGGACAUAGCUGUCUCACACAGUCUUCCUCAUGUUCUGGCAAUAGUAUAAGCUUGUUCUUCACUAAUGGAUGUAUAUUAUAAAAAAAUCAGCUGACUUCCCAGCACACUUUGCACUUUGUGGCACACACAGUUAAACCAAGACAAAGACAGCAUCUGUAACUUAAAGGAGAGACCAUAGCAAGCAUGUCAAACCAAAUAAUUUGAUUUGAUUUAUCCAAAUAAGUAACUGCGUAAGCAAUUAAAUGACUCAUAGGCUAGAUUUCGUAAAAGAGUAAAAAACCUUUCUUUGUUUUUUUGUAGAACAGAAACCAAAACUCCAAAGAUCCUGUAAGGAAAGCACUUUGUUGGAUUCACAGCCACCCCUCAAAAGAAUGAUCGCAUUUCCAAAGAGUAAAUGGUGUGACAAGUCAAACUUCCGAGCGGCGGCAGGAUUGAUUCCCUCUCACUUAAAGCCAGUUACAGACUAAAUUCUCACUACAAUCUUCCAAGAUUAAAGUGGAAAAGAAAAUAUUUCAUAACCCAGUUGCGUUUAAGCCCCAUCCCGUGUGGAAAAACCGUCUCCGCCCUGUAAUUCCCCUUUUCAUUGCCUCACACAACACACCUGUUGUGGUUAGCAGUAUUCUCAUGAAUAGGCUGACUCAUUUUGAACUUUGAAUGACUUCAAGGCUGAACGCGCAGUUUCAGAAACACCUGUCAGUAAUGGAAUAAUUGAAUCUUGUAGUUUUUCAUUGCAGCACUUUGAAUACGUCGACAGUUAUGCAGCUGUUUGCUGAUCUGUCCAAACACUUCCUUAGAGGUACCACGUUGUAUGGUCAUAAUACGGGGAGAUCGGUUUCAUGUUUCACGAUAUGUCAUUCUUCUCCUGUGCGUGUGUGUGUGUGUCUGUGUGUGUGUGUGUGUGUGUGUGUGUGCGUGUGAGGAUGCGAGAGUGUAUUUAAGUGGUCACAGAGUUGCACAGUCGUGUUGCACCCAACUGUGUUGUGCUGACCCUUAAGCUGUUUGUAACAGUGUAUUUAUUACAUUUUCUUGUAUAUGUUAAUACUGAAUUGAUAAUAUUCGCUGUAUAUUUGUUAUUUAUAUGCACUACCACGUGUCAAAUGACAGUUUGACUGAACUGCUUUGUUGGUUCAUCCGUGUAUAGCAAGGUAUUUUGCUAUGAGACCAUAGCAUAAAGUUAUGCAGGUCAAUUUUGACGAUUUGAAAAGUAUGUUUCGUUUGAAAUCCCAGCCAGAAGUGUUUGUGCAGUGGAAGCCAGCAGCGCUUCAUACGAGGCGCAGCAGAAGCUUUUUUAGUCCUUUUGUUCCUGGCGAAGGCUGGAUAUUUACUGCAGCAUAAUGUGUACGGUGACAGGUCAUUGUACAGCUAUAAGAAUAUUUGCUGAAAUUUAUACCAUUGUUUCAAAUGUAUUUUUUCAGUGUUUUCUUCACAGUAUACUGUAAAACGGUGUAUGUUGUGCUCAGCAAAUGUUUUCUAUCAGAUUAUUAAAACGGGCAUGUAUAACAGA